AUACUGCUGCAUUCAUCAGACAUAAAAUAUUUCCGUGAUUUUAGUGAUUUUCUCUCGUUUCUGCAUUUUAUUUGUUGAAAAAAAAAGCAAUGAUUGCCGGUGGUCACGGUGAUCCCAACCCAAAUAGCUCGUGGAUGGAUUCCCGAGGUCUGUGGCUGGCUUACGUUCUUGGUAUUAUUAUUUUUCAUAUAGUGAUCCUGGCAGUGCCGUUUAUUGACAUUCCCUUUGCUUGGACAAUCACAAACAUCACCCAUAAUUUGGCCCAUCUAUAUUUCUUACAUUCGAUAAAAGGUGCCCCGUGGAUGAGUAUAGAUACCGGAGAUUCCCGCAAAUAUACACACUGGGAGCAAAUUAAUCAUGGAGAACAGUUCACGACGACGAGAAAGUUUCUAACUGCAGCUCCUAUAAUACUGUUUUUGCUAACAUGCCUAUACACACGGAAUGAUAUCGAUCACUUUAUUGCGAACAUAAUUUCGCUCAUCGUGGUUCUAAUACCAAAGCUACCACAGUUUCAUGGAGUUCGACUGUUUGGAAUUAACAAGUACUGAAUCAACACCUGACUGUUUACUACCUUGCAUGUUUACCGUUUAGACAGCAGCUUUUGCUGCUUAGAAUGUACGCAGAACGCUGCUAUGAUAUGCAUCGUACGGGAAUCGUGAUUUUGGUUAAAAUAUCGAUUGUUUUAAAAUAUAUUUUGAUAGCUUAAAGCAAUUUGUGAAAUGGAACAUACACUGGGAAUGUUGGUACUGAAACUUAUUGCAUUCUAAUUAAAAAAAUCUCAAAAGAUGAUCAACAGCAUCAUAACAAACUUUCGGAGGUGGAACUCUAUUGCCUAUACGUGUUGAAAGUCACGUAAUUCACUGGUAAAAUCAUAAAAUAGCUCAGAAUCUAAAAAUUACUCAUUGGUUUUGUACUUUUAACGAAAAAUAAACAUAAUUAUGUAGAUUAACCUAUAGAUGAACUGAAAAUUAAUCUCGGUGAUUUAGUCACAAAAUACCCACAUCGAUAUAUUGGAAAUAUGUGAAAAAUUCCAUUGAUAAUUAUCAUAAUUCAUUCGGAAAUAAAUUAACUAUGGAUAAAUAAAUUGUUUACAGUGAUAGUUUAAUGAUUAAUAAACAUUGUUAAUUUUCCUUGAAUAAGUCAAAGGCAACUUUGG
This is a messenger RNA of Sabethes cyaneus, 1156 nucleotides long. RefSeq names its product ORM1-like protein (gene ORMDL). The transcript is spliced from 3 exons. The record is from RefSeq and is a predicted model, not a curated record. Gene Ontology annotation, biological process: intracellular sphingolipid homeostasis; ceramide metabolic process; negative regulation of ceramide biosynthetic process. Gene Ontology annotation, cellular component: endoplasmic reticulum membrane. Lineage: Eukaryota; Metazoa; Arthropoda; Insecta; Diptera; Culicidae. The coding region runs from base 90 to 548 and encodes 152 amino acids.